AUGACAAUGGAAGAUCGCACGGGUGGCAUCGACCGCGCCGCCCCCGCGACGUCCACGACGGCUACGACGGCGUCCAGUCCAUCGUCCAUCAGCGACGUCACCGCCGACGCUUCGUAUCCUCUUCAGCGCGCCAGCAAGCGCACCUUCGACGUUGCGUUCCUCGUCGCGCCUGACGAGAACUUGGCGCGACGUCAGAGCGAGAAGUUGAGGCUGGUGUCGAGUAGAAAAGACCGUCUCAGAGAGGAUAUAGCAACGGAGAACGCGAUAGAUUCCGACCGGCUGCCACAGAAUCUGACGAUCAAGAAUUACGACAACGAUUCCGGAGGUUCCGAUAGAAGAAGGUUGAUGCAGUGCACAGAGAACUCGUUGAGUCCUCCGUAUAUAUCUCCCAGGACUCUGACACCGACUCUGCCAGGUCUGUCACCCGAGAGCGACGCCAGGAGAUUCGUUUCCGGCAGCCGUCUUCAGAAAACACCGAGUCCACCUUCGUUUGCCACACAUCAGUCGAUCUUAACCACCUGUCCCGACACGAUAGAAUCUAAUUUAUCCUGUAACAAAGUCUACGACACCGGUAUAUCCUGUCCAUCUGACAGACACGGCGAAUCUCGCAGCGCAUUCACGAAGGUGAACUUGACCAGUCAGAGGAACGGUUUCAACGACGAUGGACAGACUUCUCCGAGAUCCUCCAUAUCACCAGACGAUCGUAACAGUUAUCAGAGCAGCGUCAGUCCUCCCGUGGUACCGUUAGCUGCUACCACUGGGUACAAGUACGCGCCAUUUCCCACCAAAAUGACCUAUCCCUUCCUAGUCAGUCCUGAGAGCAGUCAACCUGCUCUCCUGGAGAACCUGAAGAUUCCUCAGAUAGCACAGCCUCCCAAAGUACCCAGUCCAAAGAUGCCCAGUUUUCGACCAGAUCUCCCGCCAGUUUAUCCAAAUCUCCCUUACAAUCCUAUUUCCGUGUUUCCACCAAUGGCCGAGGCGUUGACCAGGCCGAGAUUCUUGGCGACGGCCGCUGGAGUGGCUGGUCUCUUGCCUCCUUCGUUCGCCGCGUUGACUCUGCCCGCGCAGAACGUUUGCGCCAAGUGCAAUCUCUCGUUCAGGAUGACCUCUGACCUGGUCUAUCACAUGAGGUCCCAUCACAAGAACGAGAACACCGGCGAGGCCGCCAGGAGGAGAAGAGAGGAGAAGCUGAGGUGUCCAGUCUGCGACGAGAGCUUCAGAGAAAGGCACCAUCUCACCAGGCACAUGACUGCUCACCAGGACAAGGAGAGCGACGCGAUCGUGGACCAGGUCGAGGUGAAGAGGAGGGCCACUACGGUUCACAGCAAGUGA
Habropoda laboriosa is the source of this 1332-nucleotide messenger RNA. RefSeq lists its product as uncharacterized. Lineage: Eukaryota; Metazoa; Arthropoda; Insecta; Hymenoptera; Apidae. The transcript has a single exon. Gene Ontology annotation, cellular component: nucleus. Gene Ontology annotation, biological process: regulation of DNA-templated transcription. Bases 1 to 1332 code for a protein of 443 amino acids. The record is from RefSeq and is a predicted model, not a curated record.